AGACCCACUCAAACUGCCUGGCAUCUCCGGCUUUCGUGUUUUCCUUGCAGUGUAUCAGAAGCCAGUUCGCAGGCAGCCCUGGCAGGUCCGAGCGCACACCCACUGGGCUGAGGCCGACAGUCAGGGAGGGUGCCUGCAGGCGGGGCGGCCACGGUCAGAGGGAGGGGCCGCGCCCCGGGUUCGGUGACUGCGCCGCCCGCCCGGCUCGCCUAGGCUCCCGGGAUGCGCGGAGGCGGCAGCGAUGGCGAUGAUGACUCUAGCCCGGCAGCAUCCAGGCCACCGGGCGCAGAUAGGGUCACUGCUGCGACAUGGAGGAGGAAGGGCGGCGCUGCGGCCAGCUGGCAGAACACAAGAAAGAGACACCUCUCUCUGAAGAUGAACACAAGUGCCCCGCUCCAGAAUGUUCCCAAUGCCACCUUGCUACACAUGCCUCCCUUGCAGGGAGGAAAUAGCACUUCUCUCCAGGAGGGUCUUCGAGAUUUUAUCCACACAGCCACCUUGGUGACCUGCACGUUUCUGCUUGCCAUCAUCUUCUGUCUAGGCUCUUAUGGAAAUUUUAUUGUCUUCUUGUCUUUCUUUGACCCAUCCUUCAGGAAGUUCAGAACCAACUUUGAUUUCAUGAUCUUGAACCUGUCUUUCUGUGAUCUGUUUAUCUGUGGGGUCACAGCCCCCAUGUUCACCUUCGUGCUGUUCUUCAGCUCAGCCAGUAGCAUCCCAGACAGUUUCUGCUUCACCUUCCACCUUACCAGCUCAGGCUUCAUCAUCAUGUCCCUCAAGAUGGUGGCCGUGAUUGCCCUGCACCGGCUCCGGAUGGUGAUGGGGAAGCAGCCUAACUGUACAGCCUCCUUUUCCUGCAUCUUGCUCCUUACCCUUCUUCUCUGGGCCACCAGCUUCACACUUGCCACCUUGGCUACACUGAGAACCAAUAAGUCCCACCUGUGUCUCCCCAUGUCCAGUCUUAUGGAUGGGGAAGGGAAAGCCAUUCUGUCUCUGUAUGUUGUUGACUUUACCUUCUGUGUUGCUGUGGUGUCUGUCUCUUAUAUCAUGAUUGCUCAAACCCUUCGGAAGAAUGCUCAAGUAAAAAAGUGCCCUCCGGUGAUUACAGUUGAUGCUUCCAGACCACAGCCAUUCAUGGGGGCCUCUGUGAAGGGAAAUGGAGAUCCUAUCCAGUGCACCAUGCCAGCUCUGUAUAGGAACCAGAAUUAUAACAAACUGCAUCACAGUCAAACUCAUGGAUACACUAAGAAUACCAACCAGAUGCCAAUUCCCUCAGCCAGUCGACUCCAGCUGGUAUCAGCCGUCAACCUCUCUACUGCCAAGGAUUCCAAAGCCGUGGUCACCUGUGUGGUCAUCGUGUUGUCAGUCCUGGUGUGCUGUCUUCCUCUGGGGGUUUCCCUGCUGCAAGUGGUUCUGUCUGACAAUGGCAGUUUUAUCCUUUACCAGUUUGAACUGUUUGGAUUUACUCUGAUAUUUUUCAAGUCAGGAUUGAAUCCUUUUAUAUAUUCUCGGAACAGCGCUGGGCUGAGAAGGAAAGUGCUCUGGUGCCUGAGAUACACUGGCUUGGGCUUUUUCUGCUGCAAACAGAAAACUCGACUUCGGGCCAUGGGAAAAGGGAACCUUGAAAUCAAUAGAAACAAAUCUUCCCAUCAUGAGACAAACUCUGCCUACAUGCUGUCUCCAAAACCACAGAAGAAAUUUGUGGACCAGGCUUGCGGCCCAAGUCAUUCAAAGGAAAGUGUAGCAAGCCCCAGAGUCUCUGCUGGACAUCACCCGUGCGGUCAGAGCAGCUCGACACCCAUCAACACUAGGAUUGAGCCUUACUAUAGCAUCUAUAACAGCAGCCCUUCCCAGCAGGAGAGCAGUCCAGCAAACUUACAGCCAGUGAACUCUUUCGGGUUUGCCAGUUCCUACAUUGCCAUGCACUAUUACACCACCAACGAUUUGAUGCAGGAAUAUGACAGCACGUCGGCAAAACAGAUUCCUAUCCCCUCUGUUUAACAUGGCCAGAGAAUCUGCAGGGAACGUGUUUCUCUUCUGACUGAACAAGCCCUUUAAAAGAGUUUGAGGUCCACAGCAAAGCAAAGCCUGGAGUCAACUGAAGACUUGACAAUUAGAUUUUCUUUUGUCUAAAAUACUAGUAUCUGGGUUGGCUUCAUGUUUUCCUGACAUUUUAAGAUUUGAUGUAGAAGUUUAUUUCAAUUUCUACUCUGAUCUAGGUUUAUACUAAACUGCUAAGAAGAUGCUAGAAACUACCCUACUGAUGACCUGUUAAGUCAGUGUUACGGGACUUUAGAUAUGUAUUGGCUACAUUUUCUUUUUUUCCAUUAAUUUAUUUAUUUACUCACUUUACAUCCCGAUUGAAGCCUCACCUCUCCUCCCAGUACCCCCUCACAUGGCCCCUCUCCCAAUUCCUCCUCCCCUUCAUUUCUGAAAAGGGAGAGGUUCCUCCUGGGGAACCAACCCAUCCUGGCACCUCAAGUCAUUGCAGGACUAGGUACACCCUCUGCCACUGAGGCCAGACAAUGGCAGCCCAAUUAGGGGAGCAGGAUUCACAGACAGGAAACAGAGUCAGGGACAGCCACCGCUCUACUUGUUGGGGGAUCCAGAUGAAGACCAAACUGUGACAAAUGUGCUGGUGGGCCUAGGUCCAGCUCAUGUUUACUCUUUGGUUGGUGGUUCAGUCUCUGGGAGCCUUCAAGGGUCCAGGUUAGUUGCCCCUGUUGGCAUUCUGAAGGAGUACCUAUUCCCUCCAGGUUCCUCAAUCCUUCCUCCAACUCUUCCACAAGACUUCCCAAGCUCAGUCUAAUGUUUGGCUGUGGGACUCUGCAUUUGUUUCUGUCAACUGCUAUAAUUUCGCUACAUUUUUUUAAGAGAUGUUUGAAAACAAUGAUCUUUCUGAAGUGUUAUUUUUAUAAAAACAUGGAAUUUGUGUCUUUGAAGUACUGAAACAGCAAACAGUGUACUUUUUUUGGUGGCAAGUGAUUUAAAUAAAAAACUUCCUGUUAAAGCAGAAAA
Molecule: messenger RNA, 3015 nt
Organism: Mastomys coucha (southern multimammate mouse)
Lineage: Eukaryota; Metazoa; Chordata; Mammalia; Rodentia; Muridae
Gene: Gpr75
Product: G protein-coupled receptor 75
Exons: 2
Coding region: 223-1998 (591 amino acids)
Biological process (GO): G protein-coupled receptor signaling pathway
Cellular component (GO): membrane
Molecular function (GO): C-C chemokine receptor activity
Source: RefSeq, a predicted model, not a curated record